UGGAAACUUACGUUUUGUGAUUGAGGUGGACAAUUACAUCAAUAGUGAUACGUUUAUUUUCAAAAAUCAGUUCAAUAACUAAGGUGGAGACGAGAUUAAAUACCAUAACCCAGUUGUGCGUUAUUAUUGAUAUCCUUUGUUAAAAUGGAGAACAAUUUAAUCGAUCCAACCUCCAGUAGUUUAAGUCCUCAGGUGUCUUAUGCAUCAGAUGUAAGCCUUAAACAAGAUAGCAUUGCCUCCAAUGCUAAUGUUGAAUAUGCAUCCGAAAAAGAAUCUAAUCCUUAUGGGUCUGAAACCAUAAUAGACAAUAUCAAUAUAAAUUAUGAUAACACACUGUCUGAAGAUAAUGUAACUUAUAUACAACCUGAUGCUGCUAUAGUAACAGAGGGAAAUUAUAUAGUUCAAACAACUACAGAGUAUUGUUUGGUUACAACAAAUGAUAGUAUUACUAAUACUACUAAUAUUACUGUUCAAUCCAGUGACCCAAGCAUUACUUAUGAACCUGCUCAAGUUGUUGAUACUACCCAAACAAGCUUUGUAAGUGACCAAUUACAAACUAAUACAGAAUAUUUAUCAAGUACUGAUGCUGAUCAGGAAACUUUUGUGUCUCAAUACAUUCAAGAAGCUCAAGCAGGCAGUCAGUAUCAAGACACUACUCCUACUGAUAACUAUUUGUUAUCAACUAAUGUAGUUGGCCAAGAAGAAAGCUCAGAUAUUCAAAUCCCUGAUGCAGUAGCAGUCAAAUCUAAAAGUCAAGAAGAAAAUCAAGUUGAGUCAGAAACGAAUAUUUCCGAUACAAAAGAAAUAGACGACAUAGUUACCCAAGUAGCAGAUGAAACAUCCGUUCAAAUGGACGCUCCAAAUCCACAAACAAGGGAACAGUGUGAGAACACUGUUUCAGAAGAGAAUUCACUGCAAUCCUCUGGUAGUCGAAAUGAAUUAGUUAUUGACGGCAAUUCUCAAACUUCGGCGGAAACAAGUGAAGUUUCUUGCUCAAAUGGAAGUAAUACAGGAACUACAGUUGAAGAUGCGGACGUUUUUCAAGAAGCUGUAGUUGAAAAUAAUCAAAGUGUGGAAGGAGAAAAUGAUCACAAAAACUUUCUUCAGAAUGCUGAGCAGGCUGAUGUGAAAAAUGGUACUGAAGUAUUAAUGGUUUCUGACGUUGAUGAAGACAUUGACAACACUCAGCAGAAAAUUGUUUAUGAAGAGUCAGAGCAGAUGAAAAUGGAUACAACCGAUCAAAAUGAUAUCAUAUGUGAAUCUGUUGAUUCAUAUUGUGAAUCUGUUGAAUAUUCAACAUCUGUCGAAUCUGAAACAACAAAUGACACAGACAUGUCUUCUGGUACAAGUUAUGUUUCGCAUGAAAUACAACCACAGGAAACCGAUAUAAAAAUUAUUCAGUUUCCAAGCGACUCAGAAAGAAUUACUUUGGAAGGUUACAACAUCCCUGGAGAGAUAGAAGUUACAACUGUGUCAGGUGAGAUAUCCCAUAAUGCACAGUUUGAUGGCCAACACACCAUUGAAAUAUCCAAUGAUGCACAAGAAGAAAUUUUAUUGAUCCAAACAUAUGAAGAGCCGGAAACCCAGGAACCUGAGAAACCUAAACCUAAACCAAGGAAAAGUAUUCAGAGGAGAGUUAAGACUGGUGUCAACGCCAUUUCUGUGCCAUCUCAUGUGUUGGGUGUGGACAUUAAGUCUCCUGUAGAUCCUGUAAAUGGUAACAAACCAAGACUUGGAGUGAAAAUUCCGUGCAAAAAUUUGCAAAGUCAAAUUGUUUCCAAGGAAGAGUUGCAGAAAGAAAUUAUGGCUAGAUCAAAAGUGAAGCAGGAACAGAAAAGUGAUUUGAUGUUUGCUAGACGUUUGACGUCUAGGUUAGCCAAGAAAUUAAUUUCACCAGCUGCAACUCCCAAAGCUAAGAAGAACAGCCAAACAAGUCAGAACAAGAUAAAUGAUAACUCAGACUUACUUGCUAUAUUGGAAGGAGAUGAUGUAUCACAAGAAACUCACGUCAAAACUGAAGUGGAAGGUAAACAGGUCAAGCAAAAUAAUCAAACUGAGUCCGAAGAAGUUGUUGAUGAAAACUUAAAGAUGUUGGAAAGGGAGAUUGCCUUGCAACAACUGCAGGAAUUGCCAAACCUGGCUCCUACAGUCAGAUUUAUUUCAAAAGGUGGCAUCAACCAGAGAGUUCCAAACCCUCAAAUUGAGGUAAUUAGAGAACAAGUUGAGAUAAAUGAUGUUCCCCUUUCUGAGAAUCCUGUUCAAGAACAAGAUUCGUAUGUAAUUGAUCAGACCCCAAAUAUUUUUUCAAAAAGUGAUACUUUAGUUGAAGACACAAUGGAGGUUGAGCCUCAAGUAAAGGUAAAUAUGGUUUUGAAGACUUAUUCUAGGAAACGAAAAUCCAUGGAGACUGACAGUACGUACGAAUCUUCCGCGGUAAAAAUGGCAUCUUUCGACGACGAAAGUAACCCCCCUGCAGAAAAGAAAAGGGAAAAUAAACAGAUAAAAUUGGAAAAGGACACACCCACUAACGUAUAUAUUACAAAAAGUUCGCGUGUUAUUAAGAAGAAAGUUAUUUGGGACCCAGAUGGAGCACCUGCCAGAACUCUGGUCAAAGUAAAAACUGAGCCUGUUUCUGUUAAAAACGAAAAAGUUGUCGGCGAUGAGUCGUCGGAAGGACCCACAGUUGCUGAUAAGAAAACUGACUCCAGAAGUCCCUUGAAAAAAACUGAAAAGAAGCUUGAAAAAGUACCAGAAUCUAAGGUGCCAGACAAGGUGGUUAAAAAAGUAAAGGAAAAGACCCAACCAAAUGCUGACCAUAAGAUUGUGACCACACCAAAGAAAAGCCCAAGCCAGAAGAAACGUCUGAGUGAAAUCGAUAAACUACUGAUGGAUGAAGGUGCUGUUAACAUGUUGUAUGACGUGAAGAACGAAGAGGGCGGCGAGACUCGAAAGAACAAAAAGACGAUAAACUUGGACAAAGCGAACAAAGAAAUGAUCAAGCGUGCGAACGAGAUUAAGAAUGAUCUUCAAAGCAACACCGAAUCUGAGACGCCAAAAUCCUUACGUAAAAAAGAAGCACCAGCGAUUGCAGCACCGGUUAAUAGAGUGGCAGUUACACCAGAUGCCCAGCAGAGGAAAAAAUCCAAGGAUUCCACGAGAUCUUCGAUACAGACUCCCCCUGCGUCGCCGGCGUAUUCGUACCAGGAGUCGUCGAGGCUCAUCAGGCGUCGUUCGAGUAGCUCAAUUUCCAGCGUUGAGGAUCUUGAAGAUGAAGAAUUGGAUGACGCAAAGUCCCAGAAGAAGUUAAAUACUGAAGGUGAAAAUCCUAAAAUUAAAAAAAUUAAGAAGUCGCCUAAAGAGCCAGAUACCACUGUUCAGCAAAGUGAGGUCUCCAAGCCGGAGGUGGUGGAAGAAGUUAUUGAGAAGACUGGCUCAUACAAAUCAUUUACCAUUAAGAAGACUGGUAAAUUGAUUUCAAUGGACUUACAUUAUAUCAACGAGUAUUCAUAUUGCACUAUACAGGUUUUGAAAGAAUUAAUUCAAGCCUUCAAACAAUUUUCAAAGGAUAAAGAUUGUAAUGUGGUGUCAAUCACGUCAAGCAGUAAAUCUUUUUGCUUGGGCUUGGACUAUAAAAGCCUAGUAGCAGAUUCCCCAGAUUUAAGGAAAAAGAAAGCUGUUGAGUUGUCUGGGUACCUUAAAGAUUUUUUAAAGUGCCUUUUAAAUUUUCCCAAAGUUUUGGUAGCUGGGAUCCAAGGAGACUGUGUAGGUUUAGGAGUUACAAUGUUGCCCUUAUUUGAUAUGGUUAUUGCUAGUGACACAGCUACGUUUAGCACCUGCAAUUCGAGUUUAGGAUGCACCGUCGAGGCGGCAUAUUUAUUAACCUUCCCGCAUCUUCCCAAUCGUGGUUUGGCUAGCGAACUGCUUUACACAACAAAUAAAAUUCCGGCGGACGAUGCGGUUAGGAGAGGCCUUGUCACCCGCCUUUGUUGGCCUGAAAAAUAUCACGAUGAGUUCAAAGCGAUGUUAAGCACAAUAUCAAAAGGAUCUAGACAGAGCCUACAAGCCACAAAGAAACAGCUGAACUUAUUUUCUCUGAAGACAACAGAGGCGGCGAUAAACUCUGAAUCGAGCAUUUUAAUUGAACAAUGGACUAGUGAUGAGUGUCAAAAGAACUUUGCUGAACUGUCUUAAAUUGUGUCAUGUAAAAUUAUAUUACCUAUGGUACAAAUUAAUAUUUUAUUACAGUAAUAAGUGAAAAAUUUAUUGACCUGUAUAUAUGAACAUCAAAAUGUUCCAUAUGAUUGGUAUAAAUUAAAAUAUUUUUUUAUAUUUUCUUAAACUUAGACUAAGAAUAUCCUAUUGUUAGGAUCCUAAACUUAUAAUAUAGAAUUUUGUAGAGGGUUGUACAACCCUAAGUAAAAAAAUAUAUUUUGAAAAUCCAAAGAUUGGUGCAAUUUAAAAACUUGACUAGAGUAUGUUAUCUUUUAAUAUAUGUAUAUUAUUGUUAUAUUCUUUACAAUAAUUAUCUUGUAGUAAGAUAAAAUUAUCAAAUACAUGAUUUCUGAAAAGCUCUAUCUAUAUAAACCAAGUUUAAAAUAAUUUGUAAUCAUUUUAGUGGCUCUAUGUGUAUGUUGCAUUUCACAAUAAUUAAAACACAUUUUGGAAACAACCAACGUUUUUGAUUUUGAACAAAUCAAAACCAAAACUAACUUUUUAUUGUCUGUUUUGUUGGAAUUUUUAAUAUUGAUGUGUACCAUAAUUAAAUUUGAUUUUCUAUAAAUAGAUUUGUUGUGAUAUCUUCUAUCGUUUCUUAAUUGAAUCAACCAAUCAGUCAAUCGAAAAAGUGCUUCCCGAUAUUUUAUAACAGUUAAUUAAAUUGCGACACUACAUGUAGAACAUUUUAGUGACUUAACAUAUACACUAGUAUGUAAUAUGUAAAUUAUAAUUGUUGAUUUUUCAAAUUAUUGUUAACUUUUUAGUCCAUGCACCGACAUUCACCUAAAGAGGAUGAUUCCGUGAAUUACUCUUGAAUGGUUACAAGGUUGAAUUUUAGAUAUACCUGUAGUGAUAGUAAUGUUUCAGUUUCUGAUAGAGUACUUUAUAUAAAAUCUGUUUUUUUUGUCAAACAGUAAAUUUAAUUUUUGAUUUUACUUUUAAGUUUGUGUUUGCUCUAAGGAAAGGCAGGUUCUUUAUAAGUAUAGUAUUUUAGUGAAUGUUUGGAAUGUAAACGAGAGAAAUGACGCAAUUUGAAAUUAUGAUGUGUUUGAAUUUCUUUUAUUAUGUGACAAUAUAUUGUUUAUAAAAAUAAAAAGUUUUUUGAAUACGUUUAUUUAUCACCUUUGUCUCACUCAUUAAUAAAUUGGUAAUUACAAAAGUAUUUUGAUUAGUCAUUUCUUUUAGUGUUAUAUGUUUUCAUUAGAUUUGUUGUACAAAACCAAAAUAUUCAUAAUAGAUGAUUUAUUUGUUAUGUUAAAAUAUCAUGUAGUAUAUGACAUAUUCACAAUAUAUUCUUUCUAAAUAUUUAUAAA
Aethina tumida (small hive beetle) is the source of this 5528-nucleotide messenger RNA. RefSeq names its product titin (gene HIPP1). The record is from RefSeq and is a predicted model, not a curated record. The transcript is spliced from 7 exons. Lineage: Eukaryota; Metazoa; Arthropoda; Insecta; Coleoptera; Nitidulidae. The coding region runs from base 145 to 4191 and encodes 1348 amino acids.